AGCAGCGGCGAUCCCCCCCCUCCUAAAUCGACACCGCUUUCUCUUUUCCCGCUUUCCCCUUUUCUUUCCCCAAAGCAUCUUGACACCAUUUGCUUUUGUCAGUUUAUUUGCUUUUUCCUUUACAAUUGUGGUCUGGACUUCCUUUGGUCUGGAGAUCAGUUUUCGAGUAAUUGUGAAGAAGUCCCAUUGGAACGGUGGUGCGGCGCACGGGAGCUUCGGUUG
Penicillium vulpinum is the source of this 222-nucleotide messenger RNA. RefSeq lists its product as uncharacterized. The transcript has 2 exons. NCBI's taxonomy places the organism in Eukaryota, Fungi, Ascomycota, Eurotiomycetes, Eurotiales, Aspergillaceae. The record is from RefSeq and is a predicted model, not a curated record. The annotation marks the transcript as partial.